Peromyscus californicus insignis is the source of this 2839-nucleotide messenger RNA. RefSeq names its product monoacylglycerol lipase ABHD6-like. NCBI's taxonomy places the organism in Eukaryota, Metazoa, Chordata, Mammalia, Rodentia, Cricetidae. The record is from RefSeq and is a predicted model, not a curated record.
GCUUCCUGGGACAAUUUGCUCGGUCACUCCUGCAAAAACUUUUCAUCUUGCACUGAGGACACCAAGGAGGCAGCACUCGUGUGAAAGGUACUGGCGGAGGACACUGGGUAUGCAAGUCCGCUAUGUACACCAUGAGGACUAUCAGUUCUGUUACUCCUUCCGGGGCAGGCCAGGACACAAACCGUCCAUCCUCAUGCUCCAUGGAUUCUCUGCACACAAGGAUAUGUGGCUCAGUGUAGUCAAGUUCCUUCCGAAGAACCUGCACUUGGUCUGCAUGGACAUGCCUGGUCAUGAAGGCACCACCCGCUCGUCCCUGGAUGACCUGUCUAUAGAUGGGCAAGUUAAGAGGGUACAUCAGUUUGUAGAGUGCCUUAAGCUGAACAAAAAGCCCUUUCACCUUAUAGGCACCUCCAUGGGUGGCCACGUGACUGGAGUAUACGCUGCUUACUACCCAUCUGAUGUCUGCAGCCUGUGUCUUGUGUGCCCUGCUGGCCUGCAGUAUUCAACUGACAAUCAGUUUGUACACUCAGCUGCCAUUCAGAAAAUUCCCUUGAUCCCAUCCACCCCGGAAGAGAUGAGUGAGAUGCUCCAGCUCUGCUCCUAUGUCCGAUUCAAAGUGCCCCAGCAGAUCUUUCAAGGCCUUGUUGAUGUUCGCAUCCCUCAUAACAGUUUCUACCAGAAACUGUUUUUGGAAAUUGUCAGUGAGAAAUCCAGAUACUCUCUGCAUCAGAACAUGGACAAGAUCAAGGUCCCAACACAGAUCAUUUGGGGAAAACAGGACCAGGAUAAAGAUACCUUCGCCCAUACCCAGCAGGAAGCGAUUUCAAGAAUGUGACGCCCACAUUCCCAAAGAGGUGGUGUGUGGGGGGGGUGGUUUUUUUGGUCUUUUAAUGGGUCUUGGGUCUGGGAUAAUUUUCAUUGAUUGGGGGGGUUGGUUACAAGUUGUCAAGGGUUAGGAAAAGGGCUAAGCAAAGGAGAUUAGAUUUAAGGUUCUUAUUUUAAAAAAAAAAGAAAGAAAGAAGGAAAGAAAAGAAAAAUGUAAAUACUUUACAUUGGAUUGGAUCGUUUUAUAUUGUAUACAAGUUAUAUACAUUGAAAUUGAUAUUGUUAGAAAAUGCUAUAUGUAUAUUUCUAAUUGUACCGUUCAUUUAACAAUGUAAUGCAAUUUUCUGAUCCUUGAAUGUUGUUAUUACCAACUAUUAGGAUAUAAAAAAAUGAAAGUUAGUAGUUAGACAUUAUAAUAGAACUUGUAGUUAUAUUAGGUAUGUUUUAAAGAUUGAGUACAUAUAUUUUAGAUAGACAGGUUAUCUUCAGACCCUUCAGAGAUCUACAGAAUAUGACAUUUAAAAUGUUUUAGUAACUUAGAAAACUUUUCUUUUUCGUUAUGACUAUGAGACAUGCCGGCUCCUGGCAGUACCAAUCUACUUCAGAGAAAAUAUGGGCAUUGAAAAAACUGCAGUUGGAGUUAACUUCCAUUGUGGCAAAAGUUAGCCACUGGACAACAAAGUAUCCUCAAAUCAACUGCUGACAAACAGGACAGACAGGACACGAAACAAAGGACUACUGAUUCUUGUCAAAACAAGUGUGGUUAUGGACAAUAUGGCACCAUCCCUGAAGUGGCCUUCCCAAUCCGGGAAAAGUACAGUGCCCUUUUCUUCGAAGGCAGCUGAACAGGCAGUGGGCCGAUGGCUUCUGAUGUGCAAUGGGACAGUGGCUGAAACAGUUAUUCUUCAAGAGUAAUUAAGCGCACGUCUCUCAACAGUAGAAUGGCAUUUAAUAGAGGGAUGUGGAGAAGAACGGGAUGCUGAGAUGAAGCCACAUACACACAUAGCCAAGAAGAAUGGACAGCUGAAUUCAAAAAAACAUCAACAAUUUCCAGAAUUUAAAAUCCUGAAUCAUGACAUGACACUAGUGGAAUUCAGGUGUUUCUGGUAUAUAGACUGCUCUCACACCAAUGUGAGAUUGAACUGUUGACCUUGUGUACAUCCUACUUCCCAAAUACGCUAAGAUACACUAAGCCUAUAGGCUGAAGAUGGUGCCCCGACACUGCGGAGAAACCUCAGAUGAUUGUCCAGGCAGCUGGCUGUUUCUGUCAACUCACAAUUUUUUGGAAGUUGCUUGCAUAUGCUUCCUGUUUUUAUUUUUUUGUUAGCUAAUAUUAUUUCCUUCCUGGGUCUCUGAGAGAGUUGAAGAUUAGUUAGUUAUAGUUGAAGAUUAAUUAAGAUAGAAAGUGAAUUAGAUACAAUAGGGUAGAUAAUGGAAUUAUUUUCUCUGAAUUUGUCAAAUACAAAUGAACUAGACAUUGUUUAGGUAUUUAUUACUUGUAUAUAUUGUAUAUAGUUAUUGUACUUUUGUAUAUAGGUUUUCUUAUGUUAAUUAUAAGCUUUUUCUUUUUUUCUUUUUAUUAAAAUAGAAAAAGGGAAAUAUGGUGAUAUUUUAUUUGUAUUAAAAUGUUAUUUGUAUGUUAAUAAAUAAAGUUGCCCGGGGGUCAGAGCUAUUAGCAAGCCAUAGGAAAGCAGGGCAGUGAUGGCAUACGCUGGUAAUCCCAGCACUUGGUAGGCAGAGCUGGGUAAGUCUCUGUGUGUUCUGGGAUACAGCCAGUAUUGGAUACACAUGCCUUUAAUCUCAAUACCGAUCAUGGAAAACCUGGAGGUCUAUACAGACAGGCUGUGAUGAGGCGGUCAUGUGGUUGGGUUUACAAUCAAUGAGAAGGCAGAACAGGAACUCUAUAUAAAGACUUUAACACACGGGAAGCUCUGGUUCGGAGAGGUAGGACCACCGCAGGAGGAAGGGUAAGGUUUUAGCUCUUAGCUCUGACCUCUUGGCUUUCUUCUUUGCA